Molecule: messenger RNA, 2887 nt
Organism: Stegastes partitus (bicolor damselfish)
Lineage: Eukaryota; Metazoa; Chordata; Actinopteri; Pomacentridae
Gene: neu1
Product: neuraminidase 1
Exons: 6
Coding region: 141-1298 (385 amino acids)
Biological process (GO): oligosaccharide catabolic process; ganglioside catabolic process
Cellular component (GO): cytoplasm; intracellular membrane-bounded organelle; membrane
Molecular function (GO): exo-alpha-sialidase activity
Source: RefSeq, a predicted model, not a curated record
GACUCUUUCGGUUCUCAAUGAUGUGGGCGAGCUGAGGGCAGCAGUUUGUUGGUAUUUCUCAGCUAGUUGUUGUGUUUGCUGACUUGUUUCUCCUCGGCCGUUAUCGUGAAUGUGUCAGAGUGAAGCUGAAGGUUUCUAACAUGGAGGCGGAGAAGCUGCUGCUGCUCGCCGGUCUGUGCUUCCUGCUGUUCGCGGUGACUCCCGGCGUUUCCUCAGCGCAGAUCGACCCUCUGGUGUACGAGGAGCAGCUGCUGUGGGUCAGCGGGGCUCAGGGCCACGUCAACACCUACAGGAUCCCGUUGCUCACCUUCACCACCAAAGGGAGUCUGCUGGCCUUCGCUGAAGCCAGGAAGUCAACGGCCAGCGACAUCGGAGCAAAGUUCAUUGCAAUGAGGCGCUCCACAGACAAAGGAGCCACCUGGUCCCCGACCACCUUCAUCGUGGAUGACGUUACGGAGCCGGAUGGCCUGAACCUGGGCUCGGUGGUGGUGGACGAGAAGGUGGGCUCGGUGAUUCUGAUCUACACCAUCUGCUUCCACCUCUACCACUGCGGCCCAUCCAGCACCAUGAUGGUGGCGAGUCAGGAUGAUGGCCUCACCUGGAGCACGCCCAGAAAUCUCUCGGUCCAGCUCGGGGUCCAGAGCUUCGCUCCCGGACCGGGCUUCGGCAUCCAGAAGCGCUACAGUCCAGCGAAGGGGAGGUUGGUGGUUUGUGGUCAUGGCACACUGGAGGGCGACGGAGUUUUCUGCAUCCUGAGCGACGACCACGGACGUCACUGGUACAACGGUGCAGCGCUGAAAAGCAUUCCAUACAACCAGAAGAAGAAAGCGCAGGACUUCAACCCUGACGAGUGCCAGCCAUUUGAGAUGAUGGACGGCAGCAUCGUGAUCAACGUGCGGAACCAGAACAACUACCACUGUCGGUGUCGCGUCGUGGUGCGCAGCCGUGACGGAGGACUGUCUCUGCCCAUAGAUGAUCUGUCCUUUGACUACACGCUGGUGGAUCCUGCAGUGGCAGCUGGAGCUAUGCAAAAGGAAGGAGUGCUCUUCUUUACCAACCCAGCCAACGAACAGCACAGAGUGAACCUCACCUUACGAUGGUCGCUGACAAACGGCACAUCUUGGGAAAACAAGGCGGUCCAGAUUUGGGCGGGGCCGAGCGGCUACUCCUCCAUGACGUCACUGGACAGCGACUCUGCAGAGGACCGCAAGUACAUCUUUGUCAUCUACGAGAAGGGCCACAUAAACUAUGACGAGACCAUUUCAUUUGCCAAAAUCCACCUGUAUGGUGGCCUGUAGAGCACUUGUUUAGAAGGUAAGGGGAAGCAGCGUAGGUGUGAGAAGCAAAGCAGUCUGAAGAGAUUUAUUUUUUUGGGAGCGCAACUCCUGUUUUGAUAUCAUCUUGUGAUUGUGUCCCAGAUUGCAAGCUUUGAAGGGCAAACAUGAAGAAAUUAUUUCCUCCAAAGACUUUCUCAGGAAAAAAAGAGACUUACUGAACUCACUUAAUGAUAUCAAACAGGAUAGAAUAGGAGGCUCUACACCAUGAAUGUCCAGCAGAUUGGCCUGUGAUGAAGCUAUCUAAAAAUAUUUUUUGCUGAUUUUAGCUUUCUGUUCUCUGAAAAUCCCACAGCUGAUUUAAAUCAUGUAUCCACUUUUAUCAAGUGUCUUGCAAAUAACUGCAUGGCCACAAAAUUUAGUUUGGUUCUUGUUCUAAGAAAGAAACAUAUUCAAGCGCAUUAUACUAAUGAAAAUAAAUAUUAUUAUUAUUUUAGCAAUCAGAGAUCAUCGGUUGUAAAAUUAAUGGCUUUAAUUUGACAUUUUUAAAAAUGAUAUCUCCUGUUCCAAUGACAGCAUAUUUGAUUGACAGCAUAUUUGAUUGACAUCAAGGCGGUUUCACAAAAUGUAAAAAUGUAAUAAUGCAAUACAGAUUUUAAGCACUUCUACCAUAGAUUCAUUCUACACUCAAUAACGUUAUUUAUACUGAAAUGGUUCUACUUUGAAAUCAGGCACGAGUCUGUGGUUGUAAUUACAAUGAAAUUGCUUUUUUUUUCCUUUAUAAGAUGCAAGUGUGCCAUAUACUCAUGCAAAUUGAAAUCAUUUCUGCCUUUGGAAAAACAGAAAUUGUGAAAAAAUAAUGUUAAUAGCCUUUUUUAUCAUGACGUACUUGAACAUCUCUUGUUGGGUUUGAGUGGUUUUAGAGGAAUAGCAGUAAUAAUUUUAUUAAUUAGGUGUGUGUGUGUGUGUGUGUGUGAUUGAAUGUGAGAGUGAAGAGGUAGAAGGUGCAUAUUGUACCCUCUAAAGUACCCUCUUUUUUUUUUACCUGUGUAGAAUAUAGUGUAGUAUUUUCCAAUCAGUUCGCUCAAAUCAGUGUGCAGCAGGAUCUCUGCUGACUGUGGAAUAAAUAAAUGAUUCCUAACUGCUUUACGUGUUGUUUUAUAUAUCCUUCAGGUAAAGAAAUUUCAUCAUUUCAUCCUGCACAGUAACGGAUUUUUCUUUAUUUCCUUUUAAACUGUAAAACACAUGUAGGGAGAGAAAAUUGUUGUAUUGUAAUUGUAAUUACAAAAUAAGGCAAAUUCUUGAUUUCAACAACAACUGAGGAGAAAAUUUUUCAGAUGUGUACUAACCUAUUUUUAAUGACACUCUUCCUGUAUGUCCAUCACAUAACUUCAUUAAUAAUGAUCCCCUCUGUAAGGGGGAAUAUACUGUUUCAUGUUUAAUUUGCCCAAUAUUUUACUUGCUAAAUGUUUUUUGAUCUUCCUUUCAAAAUGUAGCUGUUUACAUAUAAGACCAUGAAAUUACGAUAAGAAAAAGGGAAUAUUGCCGAUUUUGCAGUUUGUCUUUAAUCCUUUUCUGUUAUGCAAAUCAACAAAUAAAGAAACUGCACCAUA